GCGAGACGAGAUAGUCCCAAUGUCACCAAACAAGGCUAUAGACCAGUGGAUCCUCGAACAGACAAGAUUAGACAGAUGCAACGCUGGGAAUAGGAACAUGUCCUACAUCCGCGCCACUUAAAGAAUACAAUAGAAGCAUCAACCAGGGAUGCGUCAUUCCCUCAACGUCGGAACAACAUGUUUGUCAUGCGCCAGACCUACCAACGACGGCCUCUGGUCGUGAUCCUCCUCUGUUCACUUCUGAUAUGCACCCUGUGGGUGUUUACCGGACAGGAACGGCCAACAUGGCGCCCUGCGGAAGACCCCGAGAGAUACUACUCGCGGCGCCUCGCCAAAGCGACCAUGCUGUAUGGGAAGCCAAACCCCCUGUACGAACGAGCGAUCGACUCCCAUGACCGCCAUGCCAGACGCUGGGGGUAUCCCAUGCAUGUCUUGCGCCAGGACAUCUCUGUCGGGUUCUGGAAUAAACCGAGUUAUCUGGUGUCGCUGGUGAUCCAGGAGAUGGCGAAGCCACCGUCUGAGCGGGUGGAAUGGUUGAUGUGGGUCGAUGCCGACUCAAUCCUCAUCAACGGCGCCGUCCCCCUCGAAGCCUUCCUCCCGCCCUACGACAUCAGCGAAGACGUACACCUCGUCGCAACGCGGGAUCACAACGGCCUCAACACAGGCAUCAUGUUCCUGCACAUCCACCCCUGGACCAUCAACUUCCUCAUCGAGGCGCUCGGCUACCCGCUCUACAAACCCGACGCCGACCUCGGCCGCUCCGACGACCAAGAAGCCAUGGCGCGCGUGCUGAGGAAUUCCAACGGCGGGCUCAACGGCACGGGCUACGCCGACGGCGCGGUGUUCCUGCCCCGGACCUGGAUCAACGCCUACGAGUGGCAGCACGCCUACGAGGGCAAGCGCGGGAACCUCCUCGUGCACUUCCCUGGCUUGGGGGACCAGCGCUGGGUUCAUAUGUCGAACUGGUUGGAUAUUGUUGAGCGCUCGCCGCUUAGCUGGGAGGUGCCGUUUGAGGAGACGGAGUACUAUAAUGGGACGGUGGCGUUUUGGGACCGCAUCCGUGAGGCGAAACAGGCGAUCAGUAUUGCUGAGCAUAGGUUUAAUCGUCUGUCGACGGAUAAGAGCAAGGCGCCGAUGGAGGCUGCCGUGCGUGAGCUGAAGAAGGUGAUGCAGCAGGAGGCGGACAAUACGGAGUUGUUGGUUCAGCGGUUGCAGGAUCUGAAGUCUGUUUUGGACUUGAUUUGA
Molecule: messenger RNA, 1245 nt
Organism: Aspergillus campestris IBT 28561
Lineage: Eukaryota; Fungi; Ascomycota; Eurotiomycetes; Eurotiales; Aspergillaceae
Product: glycosyltransferase family 34 protein
Exons: 2
Coding region: 178-1245 (355 amino acids)
Biological process (GO): protein N-linked glycosylation
Cellular component (GO): Golgi membrane
Molecular function (GO): glycosyltransferase activity
Source: RefSeq, a predicted model, not a curated record